AUGGACUGCUCUCUGAGGAGCAUGUGCGUAAUGGAAUUCUUCUUUCGAAAGAAAAAGAAUUUAAGGACUGCGGUCAGCCUGACUUUGGUUUUUGCCACUUUACUGAUGCUUCAGAAGUUAAUAACAGUGGACACGAAUUUCAAAGAUAUCAAAGUCGACGUGAAACGCAAAUGGUGUGGCCCCACAUGUAAAAGCAUAAAGGCCAUUGAAAAUUCAUCCAACGGUAAUGGCUUGGCGCCGGUGGGACAACCCAUGCCAAGAAAAUGGGACGUGGAUCAAAUUCAGUGUCGUGAAAAUUCGACGAUGAAGACCCAAGCCUGGUUUCGUCGUUUGAGCCCAAAAUUUCACGAAUUUGUCCUGCACAGACAUUGCAGAUACUACCCAAUGUUGCUGAAUCACCCGGAGAAGUGCAGCGGUGAUGUGGAUGUUCUGGUUGUGGUCAAAUCGGUUAUCGAAGAGCAUGACCGGCGAGAAGCCGUGAGGCAGACCUGGGGAAAGGAGCAAGAAAUCCAGGGCUUGAAAAUCAAAACACUAUUUUUAUUAGGCACUCCAGCCACUGGCAAAGACGCGCGAAAUUUACAAGCCCUGGUCCAAUAUGAAGACCGUGCCUACGGGGACAUCUUACAGUGGGACUUUAUGGACACCUUCUUCAACCUCACCUUAAAGGAGGUGAACUUUCUGAGAUGGUUCAACAUCUACUGCAGUGGAGUUCCCUUCAUCUUCAAAGGGGACGAUGACGUUUUUGUCCACACCAAGAACCUGGUGGAACUAAUUGGCUUUAGGGUGGAGGAGAACAGGGUGGAAAACCUCAUUGUAGGAGACACCAUUUUCGAAGCCAAACCGAUCAGAAACCGCCAGAGUAAAUAUUUCAUUCCCAAAGAGCUGUAUGAUAAACGCUAUCCACCUUAUUUGGGUGGAGGAGGAUUUCUCAUGUCUUCUCUGGUGGCCAGCAAGCUCUUUGCGGUUUCUGAGAGUGUGGAGCUUUACCCCAUUGAUGAUGUGUUUCUGGGCAUGUGCCUUCUGAAGCUGAAGAUCGUCCCCGAGCUGCAUCUGGCCUUCCGGACAUUUGGGAUCAUUAAGCGUAAAGUGACUCGUCUGAACCGGGAGCCGUGCUUCUUUCGUAGCCUCAUCGUGGUGCACAAACUCGUUCCGCAGGAGCUGCUGCAAAUGUGGAGGCUUGUUCAGAACGAGGACUUGAACUGCGCCAGACAAGUUGUAAUAUGAUAAGAUGAGUAUAAAGAC
Messenger RNA from Sinocyclocheilus grahami, 1242 nucleotides. RefSeq names its product UDP-GlcNAc:betaGal beta-1,3-N-acetylglucosaminyltransferase 7-like. Lineage: Eukaryota; Metazoa; Chordata; Actinopteri; Cypriniformes; Cyprinidae. The record is from RefSeq and is a predicted model, not a curated record. Gene Ontology annotation, cellular component: Golgi membrane. The transcript has a single exon. The coding region runs from base 1 to 1224 and encodes 407 amino acids. Gene Ontology annotation, molecular function: UDP-glycosyltransferase activity; hexosyltransferase activity. Gene Ontology annotation, biological process: protein O-linked glycosylation; poly-N-acetyllactosamine biosynthetic process.